AUGGCCCCAGAUACGCCGGCAGAAUUAAAAGAAACAAUCACGACCUUGGGCCAGAACACCUUGGUGUCCAAAGUGCCUUCCGACAACCGAAUCCAACUACUCUUUGAUCUCCCGCAUCUUCUUAAUGCCGAGAAAGCCUUGUCAACUUUUUAUUCGCCCGACUCCCAAAAUACGCAAGACCGGUUGCAGAAGCUUCGCGAAUUCGAAAACAGAGGAAAUAGUCUGGAUUCAGAGCUGUUUGAUUUCUGUAUUCUGGACCAUGUUCCUUCUCCAAACACCGGCAUUGUUAGAUGGGCUGUAUAUCGAAUGGGAUAUGGAUGCUAUUUUUUCUCAAACGACGACGUUGUGUUGGCUGAAGAUUCAGAAAUGAAGCAAGAGGAAAGCUUUGUUGCACCAUGGCGAAGAGUGAUCGUCUGCAAAGGGCUGUCGGCAGUUACAAGUGCAGGAACCUCGAUCGAAUUAACCCUAAUGUUGAUGCCUCCCGCGCCUUCCACAUCACCUUCUACGAAAUCAUCGUCCACAGAGCGCAACACCUUCCCCCAGCCACGGAAAUCUGUUCUGGAAAUUGGCCAAAUCCAGGUUAGCGAGGUUGCGCUCAUCAAAGAGGCGUACUCAAUGCUCACGUCUCGAUGGCUAAAAGGGUCAUGCGGCACUCCCGAAGAAAUCAAGCGUCAAAUAGACGACACUGUUGAAACGGUCAAAGCUCGUCGGGACGGACUAUUCAACGCAAGUGCUCUAAGUGAGACCCGAAACUCGAAUCACUUGGGACAGAAUGUAAAGCUUCUCACAUAUGUGAGCAUUUUCUACCUUCCACUCGCAUUUUGCGCCGCGGUAUGGGCAAUUCCGAAUAUCGAUAUGAGCGGCACAAAGACUGCCUUCAGUGUCACGGCUCUGGUCCUCGGUUUAGUGAACUUUAUGGUCGUGGCCAACUUGAGAAACCUUUCUCGCUUCUUCGGAGGUAUAUACAAAGUUUGGAGAACUCAGGUUGUGCAACAGAUGCAGAAUGAUCCCGAGGGCGAUACGAAUCAGAUUGGCCGGAAUUUGGAGAGCUCGUGGUCUGAGCGGGUAACAGGGCCAUCGGAAUGGUUGAUUCUACGGUACCAGUUCAUCAAGUUCUUUCGCCUGAUCAAAUCGUUUGUUCGCAGAAAGCAACCAAAGCGUGAUGAAGGUUCACUUUGGGGAGAUAUGGAUCUUUAA
This is a messenger RNA of Penicillium subrubescens, 1197 nucleotides long. RefSeq lists its product as uncharacterized. Bases 1 to 1197 code for a protein of 398 amino acids. Lineage: Eukaryota; Fungi; Ascomycota; Eurotiomycetes; Eurotiales; Aspergillaceae. The transcript has 4 exons. The record is from RefSeq and is a predicted model, not a curated record.